Molecule: messenger RNA, 2812 nt
Organism: Durio zibethinus
Lineage: Eukaryota; Viridiplantae; Streptophyta; Magnoliopsida; Malvales; Malvaceae
Source: RefSeq, a predicted model, not a curated record
UUAAAAUUUUUUCUUUGCCAUUUAAAAAGAAAACUUAAAGAAGGCUUAAUCCACAAAAAUCGAAUUUAAUAUAUUGUUAUAGAUCGGAGUGUUGAAGAAGAAUCGGAGCUUUGCAUUUGUUUGGUGAAUAUGAUGAUGAUGAGGUGUUGGAAAAUCGCUUCUCUUCCUUCUUCUUCCGCCAUUGAUCUUCUUCAACGUUUGGAAUUGGGUAACCCCAAAUCUCUGAAUUCUCUUCCCUUCCCUUUCUUCAAUUGUUUUUAUGCUUUAAAUAAGGAAAGCCCUCUCUUUUAUUGUCAAAACUCUUACUUCUCUACCACCCCCUCCAAGAAAUCCAAGUAUGUGUUUGAUAAAAUUGAUGAUGCCUUGGCUUUGUUCAAUCACAUGCUUCGUACCCAUCCCUACCAUUGUAUUGUUGAAUUUGGUAAAUUAUUAUCAGCCAUUGUUAGAAUGAGGCAUUAUGAAAUUGCUAUUUCUCUGUGGAGACAAAUGGAAUUACUAGAAAUUCAUCACAAUGUUUAUACUCUCAACAUCUUGGUUAAUUGUUUUUGCCGCUUGCAUCGUAUGGAUUUUGGGUUUUCUGUUUUGGGGAAAAUGUUGAAGCUGGGCAUUGAACCUGAUGUUAUAACAUUUUCCACUUUAAUCAAUGGCCUCUGCAUUGGAGGUAAUGUAGCUCAAGCUGUGAGGUUGUUUGAUGACGUUUUUGUUCGAGAAGGGUGUCAGCCUACCUUAUUUACCUAUAAUACGAUAGUGAAUGGUCUUUGUAAAAUAGGUGAAACUACUCGUGCUGUUAGACUGCUAAGGACUAUUGAAGAAAGAGGCUGUGCACCGAACACUAUAACAUACAACAUCAUAAUCGACAGCCUUUGUAAGGACAAUCAUGUAACUGAGGCUUUGAAGCUUUUCUCUGAAAUGAGCGGUAAAGGAAUUCCACCUGAUGUUGUCUCUUAUAAUUGUUUAAUUCAUGCCAUGUGUAAUUCAUGUCAAUGGAAAGAAGCUACAACAUUAUUCAAUGAAAUGGUGGCUGCCAAUUGCAAACCCGAUGUAAUCACUUAUAGUGUUGUGGUUGAUGCACUUUGUAAAGAGGGCAGGGUGUUAGAGGCUCAAGAUAUUCUUGAGAGAAUGAUUCAACAAGGAAUUGAGCCUAAUAUAGUUACAUAUAAUUCAUUGAUGGAUGGAUAUUGUUUACGAGGUGAAAUGGACGAGGCUAGAAAAGUAUUCAAUUCGAUAACCAAUAAGGGUUGCACACCUGAUGUAUUUAGUUACAAUAUCAUUAUUAAUGGAUAUUGUAAAGCUAAAAGGAUAGAUGAGGCAGUGAAACUUUUUCAUGAAAUGACUCAAAAUGGAUUAAUCCCUAAUGUUGUUACUUUCAGCACUCUUAUUAACGGCAUGUCACAAAUUGGGAGACUUGCUGUUGCACAAGAAAUUUUCAAAGAAAUGUAUGCUUAUGGUCUAGUACCAAACACAAUCGCUUACUCUUCCUUGUUGUAUGGCUUAUGCAGGCAUGGUCAUAUUAAUGAGGCAUUGGGAUUUUUUCGUGCAAUGCAGAGCAGUGGGUUAGAACCUAAUAUUGUCCACUAUAAUAUCUUAAUUGAUGGCUUGUGUCUAGUUGGCCAACUUAAAGUUGCUAGGAAAUUAUUUUAUGCACUCACAGUCAAAGGGGUACACCCUAGUGUUUACACAUAUAGUACAAUGAUCAAAGGACUUUGUAAAGAAGGGCUGCUGAAUGAAGCAUAUGAAUUGUUUAGGAAAAUGGAAGUGGAUGGUUGCAUGCGAAAUAGUUGCUCUUAUAAUACCAUGAUCCGAGGAUGUUUUCACAACAAUGACAUAUCGCGGGCAAUACAAAUUCUUCAUGAAAUGGUUCAGAAAGGAUUUUCUGCAGAUGUAUCCACAGUAGCCAUGGUAGUGGAUAUAUUGUCUAGUGAUUCAACAGGUGAAUCUUUUCGUGCAUUAGUUCAGAAAUUGUGAAUGCUAUCAAAGUGUUAAUAUGGAAUAAUCUCCUCUCAAUCAACAUUGCUGCAAUAAAUCUAGACAUGAUUUAUAAUGUGUACCUGCUAGUAAAUAUUCUAAGCAGUCCCAAACUGGAUAGUUCAGAUUCAUAAAGUUAAACCACCAAAUAAUGGUGGGGAGAGUUUCUGCUUCCAACUGUUGGCGGAUCUUGAAAUGGAUAUGGUAGAAGUAAUUGUGCUUGAGUCUUGGAAUCAUAGAUUUUUAGCUGUAGCAACAAAUGAUAUUUAUUGAUGCACCUUUUCUUUCGUCCUGAAUUAGUAAAUUGUUAUUGUUGUAUUCUAAUUACAUUUCAUUUUGAAAUAGAGUUUUAAGGAUGGUGAGAAUUGGAGGUGGAGAAUUCCCUGUAAUCAAGGAAUCUGAUUACCUUGUUAAUGGCGAAUUUUGUGUUGACAAAGAUGCAUCUCCUAAAAUGUUGAAUUGCCUCCUGCAAGUUUUUUUUUUUUGUUAAAUGUAAUUUUCAUUAGAUCACAAAUGAUGGGAGGGCAUUCCUCUACCCAAUAACAUCUAAUAGGACUCCUCAAAGAAAGUGCAUAUUUUGCAAGUCUGUGUGCUGCUCGUGUAAACAGCUUUGAACUGGUGGAAUUCAUAACUGACUAGCUCGGCAUCGUUUAUCAGAGAAAAGUUUUGAGCUUCUGAGUUUAGCUGAUUAAUAAUGCUUAGUGCAUCUCCCUCAAUAAUUACAGACUUGAAUCCCAUAUCCUUUGUGACUACAAUGGCCUUAAUUGCCGCUAAAGCUCUGCAGUUAUAGAUCUCUGACUCGUUUUUCUGUAGUUGAGCAUGUCCCUAAGACAAAUCCAGUUUCAUC